AUGCAUCGCGUGAAAUCGGAGUCGCGCUAGUAGAGGUUCGGAAGAACGGCGGAUCGCUAUCAAUCGCUAUGCCUAGAAUAAGCCUGGCGAAGAGGCUCAUUUCUUAACGCUCGUCCGUGCUCGUCGACGCAUCGCAACGGGGUGGAAGCCACGGUGGUGGAAAAGGGGUUGGCGCCUCCCACGUCGAGGAUAAGGUCAAGCUUUGUCGAGCUUUCCUCCGAGAUGGGCCGACGCGCCCCACCCCGAGCCACUUGGUGAAUUUCUCGCCCUGACACGCUCGAACCAUUUUUUUUUUGUUUUUUCGCGCGCGAAAAUAAUAGGGGCAACAUCCUCUCUAGGGGCAAUAUAUACGAGCGAUCAAGGAACUGUCAUAACUUACGAGAGAUGUUAGAGGCGUAAUUGAACGUUUAUGGGCGCUCGAACUAAUAUGACGGAAGAACGGCCGAAUUUAAUGUUCGGUCCUUUACGAGUUUUAUUCAGCAAAAGCAUGUACGCGCUGCAAAUGCAAACUGCUUGCCAAGGGGAGGGUAGCGGGGAACCCGAAGAUUCCAGUAGUCUACAACAAGAGCCGGCUAGGCCGGCGACUCAAGAUUGUAGCUCCUUCGAUAUCGUUAGAGCUACGCAGUAUGGAGCAUUGGACCGUGUCACGGAACUGGUGGAAGCGGGAGCAGACGUGAAUCAACCGGAUUCCGAGACGGUUACAUUAUUGCACUGGGCUGCGAUAAAUAAUCGUAGGGAAAUUGUUAAGUAUCUGAUCGCCAAAGGAGCCGUCGUCGAUGCGAUCGGUGGGGAAUUGGCUUCGACGCCUCUCCACUGGGCUACGAGGCAAGGUCAUUUAUCCACGGUUGUGAUAUUAAUGAGAGCAGGAGCUGACCCAACGCUCAGAGACUCUGAGGGCUUUUCCUGCAUACAUUUGGCAGCACAAUUUGGCCACACGGCCAUAGUAGCAUAUCUAGUCGCAAAAGGAGUGAAUCCAAACAUGCCUGAUAGAAGUGCCAUGACCCCGCUCAUGUGGAGCGCUUACAAAGUUAACAGUUUGGAUCCUACUCGUCUCCUGUUAACUCUGGGUGCAUCGCACUCCCUCACAGACAAUCUGCACGGGAAUACGGCACUACAUUGGGCGAUUAUAGCAAAAAAUCACACAGCAAUAUCUACGUUAAUUCAACACGGAGCAGCUCUGGACGUUCCAAACUUCCAGAACGAAACUCCGCAGACUUUGCUCAGUCCUCACAUCGGAGCUGCUUGGCUCGGACACAAAGUCAGCCAAGAAAUUAGAGAGAAGCAGGGCAGAACGAGAGCAUGGUGUAGAGAUAAGAGAGUCCGGUGGUACUGCAUGGUUAGCACCCCAUUCAUCCUGUUUUACCUGAUCGGCAUGGUUUUCCAGAGUGGAUUGGAUUAUCUUAUGAAACUAGGUGCCUUCCUCACUCUGUACAUAGCAGUUUACUUAGCGAAGCAUUUCCUCUAUGACGAAAGACUGUUCCACGUCCUGCCCAUGUCCAUCUACCUGGCGACUAAGAUGUGGAUAUACGUGACAUGGAUAUUUUGGCUAGGCGUGCACGCGGCCUGGUAUUUGUGGCUGCUUUUGGUCAGCGGUUCCGUUCCUCUGUGGAUCUGUUUCCUGCAAUCUUGGCGUGGAGAUCCUGGGGUGAUAACGGCCACCCAGGAGGACAAAUUGAACACGAUAAUAGAGCUGGCCGAGUCGGGCGGCUUCGAGCCGCAGUGGUUCUGCAGCAGCUGCUUAGUCAGAAGGCCGAUCCGCUCGAAGCAUUGUUCCACCUGCGACCGCUGCGUGGCGCGAUUCGACCACCACUGUCCCUGGGUAAAUAAUUGUAUCGGGGCGCACAAUCACAGGUACUUCCUCGGCUUCCUCGCGUCCUUGCUUGGCCUCUGCAUCGUCGUCCUGUCGGCCAGUGUCCAGUAUUGGCAAUUCGAGUGCUGGACUAACUUGACCAGUGGUCACAGCGCAGGCAAUUACCUGGUCGCAGCUGCUACCUGCGAUGCGUGGGUGGUGUGGGUCGCAGCGAACACCGCACUCCACUCCUUCUGGGUGAACACCCUUUUGGCGUGCCAGUGCUACCAGGUGAGUCGUAACUUGUCGAGAAAUUAUUUACAGAUUGGUAAAUCGUCACCCUUAUCACAUAUUAUCAACAUAUCCAUCUUCCCCUUAGAUCAUGGUACUGGGCAUGACGACGAACGAGCGCAUGAACGCUGGCCGUUACAAGCACUUCAAACAGGGCAAUCCCUUCCAUCGAGGGGCUCUUCAGAAUGCUGCCGACUUCUGCAACUGCAGUUUCUGCGGCCUAAAGGCGAAGCCCAGCUCCGACUGGCUGCACAGCUUCGACAUCAAGCAGAGCGUCGAGAAGUUGCCUCUCCUAGCUGCGAAGGACAACUUCCAGUACGUCUAGGAAAUCUCCAAAUCCGAGUUUCGGCGUCUCCUUGGACUUGGACCGAAGCGAUGCUACUGCUUCAUCAGUGGGCCGCUUCAGGGGGGACGAUUUGUCCCGAACCCUGUAAAAAAUGCAUCGGGUUAGUGGAAGGCGGAUUAAUGUUAACGCGAGAGAUAACUCGGAUAGUUCUCCGUUGACCAGAAUUAACACAGGGUGGGAUGUCGUUUCCACCCUUUGGGAUUUCUAUAGCCAUCAGAAGCUGACACCAUAUCACGCAUGCCUCUGAUAACGGGUCGUUACGUCUUGAGGAACAUGGCAGGACAAUAAUUACUGAGGCAAUUAAUUGCAACCGGUGAUUGGUCGUCUACUGAUGGGAGGCAAUUCGGGGAUCAUGUAUUAUUUUUUUUUUUUUCUUUUCUUUUCUUUAAUACAAGUUAUUGGAAACUGGUACAACUCAUUGCCCUCCCCUGUGGGCCUCGACUAAUUCAUCCCGAUAAUUUGUGUCCGAUUUUCAUUGCGCCCUUGACACGUGCACUGCUGACAAUUAACGGAACAUCGAAGUUUUCUCUCGGUACGCGCAAUUAGCGAUCACGCCCGAAUAUAUCCGUUAUUGCCAUUGAAGACCAAUUGUAAUCGAAUAUCUCUCGAUCAAUGUUCCGUCGACGUCUCAAGGGAGAUAGGAGAGACUUAGCGAAUUAAAAAGCGGCGAGGGAGGAACACCGCUUUUUAACCCUUUACUUUUAACUUUGGUUUUACUGUGAUAUCGCGUAUUAUCCUGACAAGAGUUCAAAGACCUCCAUUCGGAACUUGCGAGUUAGGCACGAUCAUGGCAAUAAAUAGUCUGCAGCACCGGAAUCCAAGCGGGAACGUCUCGUUAACGUCUGCUUUUGAUUUUCGUCUCUGUUGUUCUUCUUUUCUCUCUUCUAAUUAUUACUGAUAGUCGAUUAAGUUAAGGAUUAAGUUCCAGGAGUGUACCGACACUCCUGAUAAGACUCACCUAGUGUGAUUAUACACCAAAAGUCAGUGUAAUGCGACGUUUAAAUGCGCUUAACUAUCUGCAAGGAUUUAUAUGUUAUUUAUUUAUCGCCCCCUCUUUGAUCUUUCUAUACGCCUACUUAAGUUUCCCGCGCGCUUCUUCAAAGCUUCCGGAGCGUUACUUUUGUAUCGUAAUUGUAUUUAAAAUGCGAACAAAUCGUCCAGCGGACGUUUCAAUCGAAUAGCUCUCGAGGGAUCGAUCGAAUUGUUCGCGUAAUCGUCUCGAAGACAAUUUACGCAAUUAAAGGACACCUCGAAAUUGGCCGUCGUUGAUGCGUUGCGAAUUCUGUAUAUUCCUCCGACAUAACAACGCACAAACCCACAGAGUGAUGCGAUCGGUUAAGAACAAAGGAAAAAAAAAAAUUAAACGCGAGGACAAGAAACGACAAUUGGCAAAGGGCAAGGUCGUACUUAAUCGAGAAACUCUUUCGAGGGUGAGAAAUAAUCCAUUUCCGCAAACGUGAUCACGUGGCUUGUAAAUAGGAAUUUUCUUCGAGAGCGUCUAACCUGUAUAAAAAAAGAAAAGAAAAUAGGGAAUGGAUAACGUAAAGUUGCAACGAUAGUCUAGGACCUGAAGGCGACUACUCUCUGUACUGUACAUACGCGAAAUCGAAAUUCUAAAUGUCCUAGUCGUGACUAUACUUGAAGACUAUACCCGAGAGCGCAAUUACCAUUAGCCGUCGUUAUGUCCUACAAAAUCGUGUACCGCAUAAAACUCUCGCAAAAACCGGGAUCUCGAGGAUUCGACAGAGCGUGGAAUUAAUCCUGGCGAUUCGCUGUCGCUUAUCGCGUUGCCUUAUCAAGGGGCGAAAACGCGGGGGAAGAAAUAUAGAUCGCUCGCCACGUCGAAGUCCUCUGAGAUACUUUCUUUUUUUUUUCUUUUUUUUUUUUUUUAAUAAUUAAGUCCGGGGACUUAAUUUCUUUCUCCUCGUCCUCGAUAUUCUGUUAGCUCUAAGUAACGUAAUUUUUAACCAGGGAUUAGAUGUCCCUUAUCACGUCGCGAGAAAAGACAUUAGAAAAAGAGGUCCCUUCUCGCGAAUAUCGGUAGCAGACAUUUUUUUUUAAGCGGACCCUUCACGUUGAUAUAUUUUUAAAGGUCUCGCCAGGCGGGUAAAAGGGAUCUUUUUUUUUUUAACGCGACCCCUGAUUAUUGUUAAUAGCAACAAGACCAUGGGUAAGCCAUUAGCGGAGCAUUAACGAGCGAUUUCCGAUUUGCAUAUUGGGAUUUUAGCACAUUACAUGAGUGCUCUCUCGGCACUGGUUUUAAGGGGAGAGAGAGCACCGGUUUUAAGGAGAGAGUGAUAUUCUUGUACGUGCGCGAGUAUUUUUUCAUGAUCCUUGCGAGGACGGCUUUUUCCAUGUUCAAAGAAACCAACGACUAGCUUACGCGCUCUCUACAUUCCAUUCGCCAUCGAGAAUUCUUAAGGAACCCCUUAAAAACCCCAUAAAAAUCCCCAAAGUCCCAGAAUUUCCGCGUAAAAAAGUCAAAGUCGAGUACCACGUGGAAGAGUACCUCGAGGUACCUUCUGCCGACCUUGCAACUUCUUCGAAGUCUUUCGUCCCCUCGGCGAGCUAUACGUCGACCACUAAGCGCGAUCGCUCUUUACAGUAUAUUUUUUAAAACUAAGCCGCGUAAUCCUACUUCUAAGCUCGUCCUUAAGUGCACCUCCGACAUUCGUUCCCCUGUGCGUGUGCGUGUAUAUAUAUAUAUAAUAUAUAUAUAUACCUUUUUUCUAUGUUCAUUCACAGCGGCAAUGUCUAUUAUCCUAGUGUGUCGCUUCCGUAAAGAAACCGCGGCGACCGCCGGACAUUUUGUCGGCUCGUUUGUGUCCCGACAAUGAGUUUGUCCGAAUCUCUUGCUACAUGGCAAGGAACACGCCAUUCUAAACCUCUUUUUAGGAUAAUCCAAACUUUUGCGCCGCGUCCUGGAAUUUGUUAUCAGGGUGUACCGUAAACGGAGCUCGGUUGUAAAAUCCCCAAACGCGUCGACGGUAAUAAACAAAAGGUAGCGUUAAAGGAAACGCGAUAUCUGAAAUUAACUGGCGAUGUCUGUUGACUUUUGUCAAUUUUUUCCGGGACAAAUUGGUAAUUGGGAGACGAGCUCGAAAUGUCCGGCCUUUACCUCCGAACGUCUCUAAUUAUCCGCGACGUGCACUUUUGCACCGCUUUAGGAACACCAAUGCGAAUUCGAGACACCUACGUGUCCACGCUCCAUAUCGACGUUAAUACCGAUUAUACUUAAAAGUAAUGAACAAACGAUAUCACUUGUCGCCGUGAGAUUCCUACUUUUGCGCGGCGAGGAGGAAAUCAUGUCGUAGAUAAUUAAAAAAAAAAAAAAGAAAGAAGAAAAGAGAGAUUAAACGACUCGAUGUCUUAUCUUAGCGUAACCACUUUCUAGUCGAAUUGAUAUUGCGAGGGGGAUAAAUUUAUGUACAUCGCCGUUAAUUAUUGUACGCGUUAGCGCUCGUUUCUUGUCAAUUGGCGGUGUACGGACAAUUAUGCACUGUCCAUGGACCUUGUGUAAAUUAACGUCAGAGGGUCGGUGCAGCUCGUGCAAAACGCUGUACAUUAUUCUCGUGGACUUUCCUCGAGUCGACCUGGUCUAUAUACAAUAAACGAAUAAAUAAAUGAAUGACAGAUUAUAUUUAGCUUGCGAGAGUGAUAAGGGGAGGAAAGGCCGCGCCCGAGUUUAAGGGCGUCGCUUGAUGUAAAGAUCGCCAGGAUAUUAUCAAUUGUACCGUGUAAGUCAGCGUUACGAAUAUUAAUAAUAAAUGGUUCGUCUAUUA
Molecule: messenger RNA, 6208 nt
Organism: Orussus abietinus
Lineage: Eukaryota; Metazoa; Arthropoda; Insecta; Hymenoptera; Orussidae
Gene: Hip14
Product: palmitoyltransferase Hip14
Exons: 10
Coding region: 410-2584 (724 amino acids)
Biological process (GO): protein palmitoylation
Cellular component (GO): Golgi membrane
Molecular function (GO): palmitoyltransferase activity; protein binding
Source: RefSeq, a predicted model, not a curated record